Neurospora tetraspora is the source of this 192-nucleotide messenger RNA. RefSeq lists its product as uncharacterized. The record is from RefSeq and is a predicted model, not a curated record. Bases 1 to 192 code for a protein of 63 amino acids. The transcript has a single exon. Lineage: Eukaryota; Fungi; Ascomycota; Sordariomycetes; Sordariales; Sordariaceae.
AUGUCGAUUCAUGAUUCCGCAAAUACUUCGAACGAGAGAAUCGAAACAGUGCGGAACUUUCCUACAUCUCAUGCGAUAACCAACACUCAAUGGUAUGAUGUUUCCAUGUGUGAACCAUACUUUGAGCCGCUAAAUGCUACCCUCCGUUAUCAACACCAGCUACCGCAGUCAGGUACGAAAGGCUCGGGAUAA